CACUCUGCUGUAUAGAUCAAUCGGAUUGGUUUUCACGUUUAAAACUUCCAUACGUUCUCAAAGUCAUGUGUGCAUGACUGUCGCUACAACCCUUCAAAACGACAUUGACCGGAAUUCUUCCAACCUAUCCGCACUAUUUGUGGUCAGUGCAAAGCUAGCAUUUUCAUUUCACAACGAAACAGUCAAGAAAGGUCUGGAGUUGUCCACUACGUGUGUGUAGGUGCAAGCAUAACAAAAAUGGCCUCUCGUGGGAAAUCGGAAACCAGUAAACUGAAGCAGAACAUGGAGGAACAGCUGGAUCGGUUAAUGCAACAGCUUCAGGAUCUGGAGGAAUGCAGAGAAGAUCUUGAUGACACAGAAUAUGAGGAAACCAAGAGUGAAACGCUGGAACAGCUAAAUGAGUUUAACGAGUCACUGAUGAAGCUCAUGUCUGGAAACAUGACCUUAGUUGAUGAGCUUGGGGGAAUGCAACUGGCAAUACAAGCUGCCAUCAGCCAGGCAUUCAAGACUCCUGAAGUGAUCAGACUUUUUGCAAAGAAGCAGCCCGGGCAACUGAGGACAAGGCUGGCUGAGAUGGACCGUGAUGUGAUUGUGGGAAAGCUUUCACGGGAUGUCUACACACAGCAGAAAGUUGAGAUCCUCUCAGCCUUGAGGAAACUGGGGGAGAAGCUCACUGCAGAGGAUGAGACUUUCCUAGUAACCAAUGCCAGCGCCACACUCAGCCAGUUUGAAAAGGUCACUGCCAACCUGGGAUCUGAAGACAAGAUAAUGGCAUUGGCGAGUUCUGGUGUGGAGAAAACCAAGACAUAACUACUUCACUUGCUGGGAAUUCUAGUGAUUUUGUUUGUUUGUUUUUGUACAGAUUAUAAGUUUUUUUAUUAUUAUUAUUUUUUAAGGCAGUGACUGUUGAACCCAAGUCUGGUUAGAACAAGUUUGGGGUUUAUAUUUGACCAAGCUAGCUAAAUAAGAUGACAAACAAUUUGCUUGGCCAUGUGCUUGUGAAACACAGUUUUUAAGUCAACCAGCUUAGGAUGAAAUAACUACGAUCAAGUAACCUAAUUGUGAUGUACUUUAAAUUGUUGCUGACUAACUGUCAAUAUAUAUUUACCCCUUUCUCUACCUAAAUUUUGUUAGGUAAACAUUUCGUUGUCAUUUCCAGAUAUGUGGUCCAACAGUACUGCCCAGUCCAUUUUGAAAAGGAUAACAAUUCCUGCCUGUUUUAUAUUGAAUGUGAAGUGCCAUCAAACCAUAUAGUAUAUUCACCAGCUUUAUUGCUGGUCUAGAUGAUAAACCAUGAUGAUAUUGAGUUUGUAUAUCUAAUUCUUACAGUCUUUUUGAUGCAUGCAAAGACAUGAUUGUGUAUUAGAUUCCUGUAGGUACAACAAUGAAAGUUUACAUUGCUGCUUAAAGGUAUGCCUUAGGCAUACAGAUGCAAGAGUAGCACACACAAAUAGCACUUUGUAUGUGUAUUUUUUUCAUCUUUUUUGUUUGAAAUCAUGAAAAGGCAUUGCAUUUAAUUACUUGUCCAAGAAGGUCUAUGAUUUGAGUAGGAUCAAUGAGUGACCACAUUCUGAAACAUUGUACUUGAUAAUCUGCUAUACUGCAUUUCAUGCACAGACAUGUGCAACAUUCUUUGAUAUUGUUGUUUGUGAUAUGAGACGGUGACAUUUUACUUGGUUACCGAAGUUUUAUGCAUAUCAUAUUUAUACACUUUCAAAACAUCA
Alosa sapidissima (American shad) is the source of this 1724-nucleotide messenger RNA. RefSeq names its product leucine zipper and CTNNBIP1 domain containing (gene lzic). Gene Ontology annotation, molecular function: beta-catenin binding. The coding region runs from base 238 to 810 and encodes 190 amino acids. The transcript is spliced from 7 exons. NCBI's taxonomy places the organism in Eukaryota, Metazoa, Chordata, Actinopteri, Clupeiformes, Clupeidae. The record is from RefSeq and is a predicted model, not a curated record.